AUGACGGCCACCGUCGUAUCGGAUAUACCCGUGACUCAGAUUUACAAGCGAACCGAGAUUAUUGGCCGCGGAAAAUUUGGUGUGGUUUACAAAGGAAUUCACAGAGCCACUAACCAAGUAGUUGCAAUCAAGGUGUUGAACCUGGACACAGCUGAAGAUGAAGUCAAGGAUGUUCAACAAGAGAUACAAUUUCUGGCCCAGCUGAAAGGAGUCCCUAAUGUUACCCAUUAUCAUGGAUCUUUCCUGAACAAUACUCGGCUGUGGAUCGUCAUGGACCACUGUGCCGGGGGAUCAAUGAGAACACUACUGAGGCCCGGGCCCGUUGAAGAGCGUUAUAUCGGUGUCAUAGUGCGAGAGUUGCUCACGGCACUUCAGGCAGUUCACAAGGCUGGUGUAAUUCAUCGGGAUCUCAAAGCCGCAAACGUUUUGAUAACCAACGAGGGUAGGGUCGAACUGUGCGAUUUUGGAGUGGCUGCCCAGCUGACUUCCACGGCACUCAAAAGAUCCACCAUGGCUGGAACUCCGUACUGGAUGGCUCCAGAGGUGAUCAUGGAUGGCCAAAUGUACAAUGUGAAAGCCGAUAUAUGGUCUCUGGGAAUCACCAUUUACGAGUUUGCUACUGGGAAUCCACCCUAUAGCGACAAGGAUGCCAUGCGCGCGAUGCAAUUGAUCACGUCUCACGAGCCACCUCGUCUGGAGGGAAGGAACCACUCCCCAAUAUUGAAAGAGAUCAUAGCACUAUGUUUGGACGAAAGCCCUGAUUCACGCCCGAUGGCCGAGGACUUGCUGAAAUCGAAAUUUGUGAGGACCUACAGACCUCAGCCCAGUUCGAUUCUGAAGGAGCUGAUCUCACGAUACUUGCUUUGGAGAGAAAAGAAGUCUUCUCGAGACAGCAUCGGUGCUGGUCUUGAAGACGAUCUGGACAACAGCAUUGCCAAUGUGGAAGAGGCUGGAGAUCUGGAUGUUAAGUGGGACUUUGACUCGUUGAGCAGUGCCGAGUAUAUCCUCGAUAACGAUAUCAACAUCAACAACAUCAACGAUUUCAGCACGAACAACGAUAUGUCUCCGGUUCAUGCAACCAAUGCCCGUCACAACUACGACGAUUUUAUGACUAACCAAUACCAGCAGACCUAUGUGACCCAAAUUGGCACCGGGAUUGGCUCUACAGUUCGUGAGGACCCCACACUUAGGGCUGGAACCACUAUACAGACGAGCAGAAAAGAGGCCCCGAAAUCAUUGUUGCAGUUGUUCGAAGAAAAUGGGGAGGAAGACGAAGAGAGUGACCAUGAGCUGAACAUCGCUUCAAAACCUCUUGCAUUUGAUUCUUCCAAGAUUAUUAACACAGCCAGUGCUUCUCAUUCAACCGCACAUAACGCUUCACCGAUGGUGGAGAUUGAGAUCCCUAGUAUGGACGAAUUGUCUCUGGCCACUCCUCUUUCAACCGCGACAGAAACGGGACCUCGAACCGCCUCGAGACCGAGGGCUUCGACUUUGCAACAGCAGUCAGAUUCUCGUACAGUCCAUUCUUCUGCAAGUGUCUCAUAUCUGGAUCUGCGAAAUUUGAAUAAGCAGGAUGGAACCUCUGAUUUUGCGGUGAAUCUACAGAGGAGACCGACUCUUCCCUCCACAACAAUGCAGUCACAUCCAACAUCACAACCUCCUCAUAACCACAGGCGCACACCAUCACCCACAAAACAACUACACUCGCAUUUUGAAGGAACCACAUCUUCGCCGCCAAAACACGGCACCACACCGCCUCACUCUAUGAAACCUUUAAUGACCAGCACGGCCUCGAUGCCACCUCUGUUGCAGCCUAUGAAUUCUACCAAGACGGUCGCAGAGUCUUCCCAGUCCCUUGGAUUGCGUAUCCAGACACCCUUGGCACGUGCUCCUCCAAAUCUGGGUGCUUUGGACAACGCCAUGAAAACGGAUGAUCUAAAUAUCAACCAGUUUGGGGUCAAUCCCAAUCUGAUGCUCGGUGCUCCAAAAGUGAUGACCCCACUUACGGAGAGACAGAACGUGUUUAGCGGACCUGCUACUCCAGAGCAAAGAAAUGGAAGCAUCUCAACAUCACCUCCUUUGCAACAAGGUCCUCCAAGAACUCACACUUCCACUCUGUCCAUGCAGAGACAGCAACUGGGCCAGACUGGGCAGCAACAGCAGAUACGCAAACCCAGCACUGCGUCGGACGAGUAUCCUCAUCACCCAACAUCGCGUUCUUCGUCGAUAUCAGGAUCAACAGCAGCAUCGAUUACCACCGCGCAGACCGCAGCAACCAGCGUAGGUUCUGCUCCUACGAUCGAGUCUAAGAUAUUGAGCGUUGGCAAUUCUCUCUUCCCGCUAUCGCAGACUCUCAACCCGGCACUCUUCUUGGAUAACAACCCGGGGUCAUCCAGACAGCAUCUUACAGACGAGAUCAGCGGAUUGUUAUCCAAGAUUGGUACUGUUUUGGAGCUGAUGGAAGAGGAGUUGAGCCUGCUGAACGAAUAA
This is a messenger RNA of Kuraishia capsulata CBS 1993, 2490 nucleotides long. RefSeq lists its product as uncharacterized. Gene Ontology annotation, molecular function: ATP binding; protein kinase activity. Gene Ontology annotation, biological process: protein phosphorylation. The transcript has a single exon. The record is from RefSeq and is a predicted model, not a curated record. Lineage: Eukaryota; Fungi; Ascomycota; Pichiomycetes; Pichiales; Pichiaceae. Bases 1 to 2490 code for a protein of 829 amino acids.